This is a messenger RNA of Neurospora tetrasperma FGSC 2508, 2799 nucleotides long. RefSeq lists its product as uncharacterized. Gene Ontology annotation, molecular function: ATP hydrolysis activity; ATP binding; ABC-type oligopeptide transporter activity. The transcript is spliced from 4 exons. Gene Ontology annotation, cellular component: membrane. Bases 1 to 2799 code for a protein of 932 amino acids. NCBI's taxonomy places the organism in Eukaryota, Fungi, Ascomycota, Sordariomycetes, Sordariales, Sordariaceae. The record is from RefSeq and is a predicted model, not a curated record. Gene Ontology annotation, biological process: transmembrane transport.
AUGUCCGACUACAGAAACUCGACACCGAAACUCUACGACGAUACAACGAGCCUAGUAGUCACCUACACACUCGACCUACCCAAGAUACAUAUACUUCAAGCCAUGGUUACGGGGGUAGCGGUGCGCCGCGCCGUGCUGCUCCCCCAAUGCGGCGGUAGCGGCGCCGGGCUCGCGGCUUUGCUGCCGUUCCAACAAUCGCCCACUAUGACUUCGUCGAUUCUGUCCGCGAAAUUCCGCCGUCCGUUCUCGUCAGUUCAGCGGUCCUCGACGACAUCUUUCGCCAUCGUUUCGGUUCCUUUCUCAUCCUCCCAUCUCGGAUCACAACCAUGCGUACAAUCCCAACGUUGGACUUCCCCCUUCGGCCUUCUCCGCCAGCUAUCGACCUCACAAACUCGCCUACGGGAGCAGUCGGCCAAGGAAGCUGCGGCAGAGACAGCAGAAGAGGCGGCAAAGGACGUUGAAAAGGUCAAGGAAUAUACAUCUGAAGAACACCUCAAGGUACACGGUUUUACGAAAAGCGAGAGGGCGCAUAAGGCUGCCCAUAUCAACAUGAGCGCUCGUCUUUCCAAGGAUGGCAAAUCCCAAUCAGGCACCAAGCCCGGCUUCGCCGAGGUCUGGCGUCUGAUCAAGAUUGCGCGCCCCGAGGUUAAGGCGAUGAGUGUCGCAUUCGUCCUGCUUCUCAUCUCGUCCGCGGUUACCAUGUCCAUCCCCUUCUCGAUCGGCAGGAUUCUGGAUCUUUCCACCCAGGGUCCCGCCGACGAGGUUCGGCUCUUCGGUCUUACCCUCUAUCAGUUCUUCGGUGGCCUCGCUGGUCUUCUCACUCUUGGUGCGACGGCCAACUUUGGCAGAAUCAUCAUUCUCCGUAUCGUCGGCGAGCGCGUCGUGGCUCGGUUGCGCACGAAUCUCUACCGCCGCACCUACGUCCAGGAUGCCGAGUUCUUCGAUGCCAACAGGGUCGGUGAUCUGAUCUCGCGACUGAACUCCGAUACGGUUGUCGUGGGCAAGAGCAUUACUCAGAACGUGUCUGAUGGUCUUCGUUCCAUGGUUAGCGGUGCGGCGGGUUUCGCGGCCAUGUUCUGGCUCAGCCCCAAGCUGACAUCCAUCAUCCUCAUCAUGGUUCCCCCUAUCGGUCUUGGAGCGGUUCUUUAUGGUCGCUCGAUCCGCAACUUGAGCAGGCAGAUUCAGAAGAACGUCGGCUCACUGAUGAAGAUCGCCGAGGAACGGUUGGGUAACAUCAAGACCAGCCAGGCCUUUGCCGCUGAAGUGCAAGAGGUGGGUCGCUACAACAAGCAGGUCAGAAAGAUUUUCGCCCUGGGCCGGAAGGAGGCCAUUGUUUCGGGUGUCUUUUUCAGCAGUACGUCGUAUACAGGAAAUCUGGCGAUCUUGGCUCUCUUGAUUGUCGGCGGAAACCUUGUGCGCUCAGGGGCCAUGUCUCUCGGCGAUUUGACCUCGUUUAUGAUGUAUACUGUCUUUGCUGGCUCAAGUCUCUUCGGUGUUAGCGGCUUCUACUCGGAACUGAUGAAGGGUGUCGGCGCAGCGAGUCGUCUGUUCGAGCUCGAGGAUCGCAAGCCGGCCAUCCCCCAGACCGUUGGUUUGAAGGUUGAAUCUGCGCAGGGUCCCAUCAAGUUCUCGAAUGUAACGUUCGCCUACCCUACCAGACCUGCAGUUACGAUAUUCAAUGGCCUCGACUUUGAGAUCCCCUCGGGCACAAACGUGUGCAUUGUAGGCCCUUCAGGCGGAGGUAAAAGCACCGUGGCCUCCUUACUCUUGCGCUUCUAUAACCCCACAUCCGGUAGCAUCACCAUCAACGGCAUCGACAUUUCCAAGAUGAACGCCAAGUCUCUCCGCCGCCGCAUCGGCAUGGUCUCACAGGAGCCAGUCCUCUUUUCGGGUACUAUUGCCGAAAACAUUGCUUACGGCCGUCCCCGGGCUCCGCGCACCGAGAUCAUUGCGGCUGCCCAGAAGGCCAACUGCGGUUUCAUCAGCGACUUCCCCGAAGGCCUCGAGACCCAGGUCGGCGCCCGUGGCGCCCAGCUCUCCGGUGGCCAGAAGCAGCGCAUCGCCAUUGCUCGCGCCCUCCUCAAGGACCCCGAUAUUCUCAUCUUGGAUGAGGCCACCUCCGCCUUGGACGCCGAAUCCGAGACCUUGGUCAAUUCUGCCCUUGCGGAACUCCUCAAGGGCCGCAGCACCACCAUUUCGAUUGCUCACAGACUGUCCACCAUUAAGCGAUCUGACAAGAUCAUUGUGCUCUCGAGCGAGGGCACCGUGGCUGAGAUUGGCAGCUACACAGAGCUGAGCGCCAACAAGGACAGCCACUUCAGUAAGCUGAUGGAGUGGCAGAUGAGCGGUAGUGAUGUCUCCCCGGACCACCGCCCCCCCUCUGGAGAUCCUCAUAUCAGUGAGGUUGAGGAGAUUGAGGAGGAACUUGCGGAGGCGGAGAAUGACAUUGAUGACGCGGUGGAGAAGGAUGUGAAGCCGCCAAUCCGUCACACUCCCACACCUCAGUCUACAGCAGAUGGUAAUGAGUUUGAGGCAUUGUCAGCCACUUACUCACGUGGGACGAGCUCCCCGGUCGGGCCGCUGACACAGAGAGAUAUCUUAUCCCUCACAGGCCCGAACCCAGGCAUGAAUCUCCCGCAACUUCCACCAUAUACCCCGCCGAGCAAGUGGCCGAAAGUCAGGUCCAUGCUUCACGCGAUGCUCGCCUCAGAGGAGGAGGGCAUCGUCACCUUUUUUACUGUGUACAUGUCACAUCGGAUGCUGGAGAGCGAAGGAGAACGGCACUGCUGGGGAGGUUAG